AGUAAUAUCUGGAAAAAAUUUAUUUUAUUUUAUUUGAGCAGAUUAAACGUGUAAUAACCGGAUAAGCAUGGUCUGUAACCUAAAACGAAUAUUGUUUGUCUGGUUCAUUCUUUUCAACAGAUCCUGUCAAAGUAUGAAAUGUUAUCAAUGCAAUAGUCUGCUAAAUCCUAACUGUACUGAGAAAGCUGUUGAUACUAAAUACCUACAAGACUGUUCAAAGAUGCAUAAUGCAUGUCGUAAAAUGUCCUCUGCAUAUUAUUUUAAAAGUCCCACUGAGUAUGUAACAAUAAGAGAGUGUGCAUUUCUUUAUAAAGAAGACAAUAAAUGUUACAAAGGAGCAAAUACUCAAACUAGUUAUCAACAUAUAUGUGAGUGUAAGAGUGGACCAGGUUGUAAUAAAUCUUCUAAAAAUGUCUUAUGGAGUUUACCACUAGUAUUUAUUAUCCAGUUAAUUCUUUUAUCAUUUUCUGAGCUGUUAAUUUAA
Molecule: messenger RNA, 484 nt
Organism: Chelonus insularis
Lineage: Eukaryota; Metazoa; Arthropoda; Insecta; Hymenoptera; Braconidae
Exons: 3
Coding region: 68-484 (138 amino acids)
Biological process (GO): sleep; regulation of synaptic transmission, cholinergic; positive regulation of voltage-gated potassium channel activity
Source: RefSeq, a predicted model, not a curated record